Messenger RNA from Cinara cedri, 5031 nucleotides. The record is from the annotation of a GenBank genome assembly. NCBI's taxonomy places the organism in Eukaryota, Metazoa, Arthropoda, Insecta, Hemiptera, Aphididae.
AAGGUAAAGGUAAACCGAUGAACUUUCAAUCUAUGUUAUCAUUUUAAAGUGAGAGGGGCGAAAUAAGGUAUUAUAAUUUUUUGACAUUUUGAAGGGCAAAAAAUUUGUAUAAAUUAUACCAUCGUUCAUAUUUAUAUUAUAACUAUAGUUAAUGACUGGUUGACUAUUUAACUAUUUGUAACUUUGAAUUUGUACUAGCAUUAUAUAAUUUAUUUAAAAUGCAGUCUAAUUUAUUAAGUAGGUUGUCUGUGGCUGUAAAGGUUAGUAUUUAUGAGAAUUUGAUGUGUAUUAUUCUAUUAAAUAUAUUAUUCACUGAUAGAAGUAAAAAUAUAAAUUUUUGUUUAGCCUGCUAUACUGAGGAAAUCCAACCAUGUUGACCGUGGUUUUAUAUUCUCUGUAGUUAAUCGCCGUUAUGCAAGUGGUGAUUCUGUAGAUUUAGUUGUUAUUGGUUCUGGACCUGGUGGUUAUGUAGCUGCCAUUAAAGCUGCCCAACUAGGGCUGAAUGUAAGUAUAAAAUAAGUACUUUAAUAUAAAAUAGUUAUAUUGGUUAUGUUUAAAUACAUUGUAGUUUCUAAAAACAGCAAGAAAUUUAUUGGCUAACUACUAUGUUUUUUUUUUUUUUUUUGAUUCAUAAACCAAUUUUGUUUUUUUUAAAUAACUCAACUUUUCACAGAAUUGCCAUGAAAGUUUUUUCCAAACAUGUUAUAAUUUCCCAAAUAUUUUUGUUCUUUUUAAGUAUUUCUUGUCUUAAAGAUAACUGACAUUUUGGAGUUUUAGAUUCUGAGCAGAGCAAGGAAUGUAUUUACAAUAUUUUUAUAUUUAUUUACGAAUAUUAAUCAUUUAAUAAUUUUGUGUUUACUUUAUUUUUUUAUUUUUUUAUUGUAAACAACUUUUCUACCAGAAAUUUUGUUCCAAUUAUCAAGUGCAGUAUUUUUUCUGAAAGGAAAUUUGACUGGAGUGGUACUUUAGGAAAGUCAUUUUCUGAUCUUUCCAGGGGUUUUCAUAAUAAAUGGAAAAAACCUUAGCAUGAACAAGAAAAUGUAUUAUUUUCAAAUCAUGAAUAUUACGGCCUUUCAAAACAUGUAUAACUGAACUCCAUUCAUAAUCAUUUUUUCGUUAGCAAUGUUAAAUCAUUACAUACAGAUCUACAUUAAAUUUCCUCUCUACCUUCCCAAUUUCUCACUUAUAAUAAUGACCCACUCAUCAUGUGAAGUAUGUCUGGUACCUUUUAUUUUUCAAUUUACCUAUGUAAUUAAAAUUGUUUUUCCACAGUUCAAAAGCUCUGAAUUGUUAAAUGAAUUUGCAAUAGCUCAUGUCUCAAAUUUCAUGAAAAUAAAACUAACAAAAUUGGAUAUUUUAUUGUAGAUAUCAAUAUUAUUGAUUAUCAUUUUGUUUUUUAACAAGCAAAUUAUAGAGGCUUAAAAUUUUCACCAGAUAUUUUCAUUUACAAAUUCUAGUUAAGAUAUAACCUGCAAUGUGUUAUAGUCUAAUUUUGAGCUAUUUUUAGGUACUUAGAAUGUUGUAAGUUUUUAUCUGUUAAAUAAAUACAAUUUUUAACUCCUAACAAGAUUAUACUUAGAAUCAUUUUUUGUUUGCAAUGAAUUAUUGAUUAUUAUGAUUGUUUACAAAAGUUUUUCUACUAAAUUACUUAAUACUUAACUCUGUAUUAAGUUUCCAACAGCGAACUAUUCAUGAUUUGAAUAUGUAUCAUUUAUCAUUAUAUUUUAUUCUUUGUAGACUGUGUGUGUUGAAAAAAACCCUACACUUGGUGGUACUUGUCUGAAUGUUGGGUGUAUUCCUUCCAAAGCAUUGUUAAAUAAUUCUCACUAUUAUCAUAUGGCCCAUUCUGGUGAACUUAAUACUCGAGGAGUUGAAGGUAAGUUAAAUUUAUUUUUAUUUUUUUUAUAUUUUAAGAUCAAAUCUUAUCAUUCGUAUUUGAAUUCUUAAUAUGCUAGUUGAAAAUGUCAAAUUAAAUUUGGAAGCAUUAAUGAAAACAAAAACUAAUGCUGUUAGUGCAUUAACUGGUGGAAUUGCUCAUUUGUUUAAAUCCAAUAAAGUAACAUUAGCCAAAGGUCAUGGUAAAAUUAAGGACCCAAACACAGUAUCAGUAUUGAAAGAAGAUGGUUCUUCCGAAGAUAUUAAAACUAAAAAUAUACUUAUAGCUACUGGUUCUGAAGUGACACCUUUUCCAGGAAUUGAAGUUAGUUUUAAAAAAGAGUUUUAGUUAACUUAAUCAUAUCUUUUUUGAUUAUUUAAAAUUGGUUAUUAAAAACAAAUUGUUUAAUAUUGAUUACAGAUUGAUGAAGAAACUGUAGUUUCUUCUACUGGUGCUUUAAAACUUUCAAAAGUUCCAGAAAAAAUGAUUGUCAUUGGUGCUGGUGUUAUUGGUCUGGAAUUAGUGAGUAGUUCAAAAUUAUAUAUAAAUAUAUGGUUAAGUGUUAAUUGUUUUGUGAUAUUAGGGAUCUGUUUGGAGUCGUUUGGGAGCCAAAGUGACAGCUGUUGAAUUUAUGCCUUCAAUUGGUGGUGUUGGUAUAGAUGGUGAAGUAUCAAAACAGUUUCAAAAAAUAUUAACCAAGCAAGGAUUAGGGUUUAAAUUAGGAACUAAAGUAAUCAGUGCUAGUAAAUCGAGUGGACAAAUAUUAGUUGAAGUUGAAAAUGUAAAAGAUCCAUCCAAAAAAGAAACUGUAAGUAAUGAUUUUUAUAAUGUCUAAUGAAUAUGCUGUGGUGGGAUCUAGGACUUUUAGGCGCUGCCUGUUUCCAAUAAUAGUUUGUUUUGCAAUGAUGAUAAAAAAGUGCAAGGUCACACUUUAACUUACUGUGGUGUAGAUUUGGAAAAUAACUGUUUCUCAUGUGGACAAUUAUAUAUAGCAUUUUCUAGAUACCAAUACAAUUAACAAUUAUAAUUAUAGAAUCAUUUUUAAUAAUAAUAUGUGUAUAGAAUCAUUGGAAUCAUUUGUAAAUAUUAUUAUUAUUUUUUUUUAUUUGUUAUUCAGCUACUACUACUACUACUACUACUAUUUAACAAUUGAUUCAAUUAAGUAAAAUCAAUUUCUUUUUCUUCUUUAAAACACAACAAUGAGUUUUGAACUUAAGAAUUUCAUUUAGAGAAAGCAAAAACUACACACGGUAAUUUAGCUAGUAUAUUAUAUUCCUACUCAUUUUUUUAUUUACUUUUAUCCACACAAUUAUUUUAUUUUUUAUAUUGUAUUAUUUUUGAUAUGUAUAUUACUCAAUAAUUUUCAAUAGCAUUUAUUUUUGCCUUUAUUGCCUAAACGACAGCACCAAAAAUAUGUAUUGCUUACAUGGCAGCGCCAAAAAAUCCUACUCCUGCUGUUUUGCCAUGCAUGCAUUUUACUAUGUAUUAUAAUUUGUUUGGUGAAUUAUUAAUGUUUAGUUGGACUGUGAUGUAUUACUUGUAAGUGUUGGCCGUCGGCCUUAUACAGAAAAUUUAGGUUUGGAAGAAAAUAAUAUUGAGAAAGAUGUUAAAGGAAGAAUACCUGUAAAUUCCAGAUUCCAAACUGUAAUACCUAAGUAUGAAGUUUUAUUAUUUUAUUCAUUAUAAAUUAAAAUAAAUGUUUAAACUAUAUUUUUAGUGUAUUUGCAAUUGGAGAUUGUAUUCACGGUCCAAUGCUAGCACACAAAGCAGAAGAUGAAGGAAUAGUUUGUGUAGAAGGUAUAACAGGCGCACCAGUGCAUAUUGAUUACAAUUGUGUUCCUUCGGUUAUAUAUACCCAUCCAGAAGUAGCAUGGGUUGGAAAGUCAGAAGAAGACUUAAAAAAUGAAGUAAUUCAAAUUUGUAUUCGCUGUGGAUAAAUAUGAAUAUAUUUUGAUGUUUUUAGGGCGUUGAGUAUAAAAUAGGGAAAUUUCCAUUUAUGGCAAAUAGCAGAGCCAAAACUAACAAUGAUACUGAUGGAUUUAUAAAAGUUCUCGGUGACAAAGCUACAGAUAAACUAUUAGGAUGCCAUUUAAUUGGACCAGUAAUUGUGUUAUGUAAAAACAAUUAAUUUUUGAUAUUUAUAAUUGUAUUCUUUUAGGGAGUUGGAGAAAUAGUUAAUGAAGCAGUUUUAGCAAUGGAAUAUGGAGCAUCUUGUGAAGAUAUUGCUAGAGUGUGCCAUGCACAUCCGGUAAAUUUGUUUACAAAUCUAUUGAAAAACAUAGCAUUAUUAAUAACAAAAAAAAAAAAAAUGAUUUCUUUUUCAGACUUGUUCAGAAGCAUUAAGAGAAGCAAACUUAGCUGCAUACUUUGGUAAAGCUAUUAAUUUUGGUUAAAAAAUUUUCUUAUUCCAUAACUGACCAGUGAACAGUCUCCUAAGCAAAUCAAUACAUACUAAAAAUAAAAAUAAAAUUGUAUGUUACUAUUUAAUUUAGACUAAAAUUACAUUGUAAAUUCAUUUUUGCUUGUACUUUUUUUUUUUUUAAAUAAUACUCCAAAAUCACUUGUAGAUAUCAUUUCUACUUUGUAGUAUCAGUGUUAAAUUAAUUGAAACAACCCAAAUUAUCCUUAUACUCAACCCUAGAAUUGUUAAUAACUAAAAGAAAAUUGUUUGUAUAAUUAAAGUUAACACAUAUAUAUUUUAUUAUAAAAAUAUUAUUUUCUUUUGUAUAGGUACCUAUUUUAAAUUGUUUUUUUUUUUUUUUUGCCAAAAACAAUUCUAACCAUAUUCAUUAUAAAUUUUGUAAUAUUACAUUAACUAGUUGGGUUAUUACUAUUUUUCAAUUAAUUUAACUAUUGGUACUAAAUAUGAAACAUAUUCUUCUGUUUAUUUCAUUAGUUGUUGUUACAUAAUAUGAUGUGAUUGUUAAUAUUUUUAUUUUAUGUAAUUAUUAAUGUUUUUUUUAGAAUAUAAUACGAGACAAAUUUGAAGCAUAUUAUUUUUACUACUAUAUUCAAAUAGUUUUUUUGUAUAAUUAAUGGACUGUAAAAUAUGUUGUUUACCUACAUAAUUAUUUAUACAAGUUUUACUAUUCAAAAGAACAUUGCUUAUCAACUUAAAAAUUCACCCUUAUAAGUUACAUAUAUACCAAUUAUCA